Hemicordylus capensis (graceful crag lizard) is the source of this 4259-nucleotide messenger RNA. RefSeq names its product NLR family member X1 (gene NLRX1). The coding region runs from base 384 to 3368 and encodes 994 amino acids. Gene Ontology annotation, molecular function: protein binding. The transcript is spliced from 9 exons. NCBI's taxonomy places the organism in Eukaryota, Metazoa, Chordata, Lepidosauria, Squamata, Cordylidae. Gene Ontology annotation, cellular component: mitochondrion. Gene Ontology annotation, biological process: negative regulation of canonical NF-kappaB signal transduction. The record is from RefSeq and is a predicted model, not a curated record.
UGCUCUUCUUCUCCCCGCUCUCUCUCUCCCCACCCUGCCUGUGUUUUUGGAAGCCGUGCCAGGCGCCAGGGAGCCAGUUGUAGAGAGAGUUGCAGGGCUGGCUGGUGGGAAGGGCUACCCUUGCAGGAAGUUACGGCUGAAAGAGGCUGUCAGAGUGCGCAGCCUUCCCAGAGACCAAAAUAAACCACUGGAGAGAGACUGAGAAGCAUGCCGUGAACACAGCGUCCAGCCACAGAGUAGUGCAGAGUGAACAAAAAUACCAGAAGCCGGACACACAGCCGCAGACAUGGGCGCUUUCCAUAUGGAGCCAAGGGCACUGCUGGGCCUCUGAAUAUCAGCUGAGAUGAGCCACCGUUGCAGGUGAAGGGCUGGGCCAUGUCGCCAUGCAGCGCAGGGCUUUUCUUCCGCGAGCAGGGACCGGCUGGUGCAGGCUGACACAACUGGACUCCCGGCAGAAGGACGGCGGCACUGCUGCGUUGAAAAUGAACCCCACUGUUGUGCCAGGCAGCAACCUUGUUCUCAAGAGAAUCCUUCACGUGGACCGGACUUUGUGCUUCUUCGCAUCACCCCUCAGGAGCUUUGUCUGUCCUCAGGGGGGUUACCAUGGGCCUCCAUCUCAGUCUGUCUCCCCCCGGUCAAGCCAAACAGCACUGAAGAAUGUGGCCACUUCAGAGGCCAUCCAGAAACACCGGAAGAGCUUGUCUGACUGGUUCCGACAGCAGCCCAACGAGGAGCGGCAGUUCGGGCCAUCCUUUGCGCUGGAUACCACCCACGUGGACCCUGUGAUCCGGGAGAGCUCCCUGGAGGAGAUCCUGAACCCCUCCCCCAAGAUGACCCUCCAGUACCAGCUGCAGGCCUCCCGCAGCCACGCCCUUGGCCUGCAGAACCUCUUCGACGUGGACGGCUGCGGGCGCCAGGUGAGAAACGUGGUGCUGUACGGCACGGUGGGCACCGGCAAGAGCACUCUCAUCAAGAAGAUGGUGAUGGACUGGUGCUACGGGCAGCUGCCGCGCUUCGAGCUGCUGGUCCCGUUCUCCUGCGAGGACCUCUCCCAGGGCAACACGCCCAUCUCUUUGCGGCGCCUGAUCACCAAGAAGUACCUGCACCUCCGGGAAGUGGCGCCCAUGCUGGGAUCCGCCAACCUCAAGGUGCUCUUCGUCCUCAACGGCUUGGACCGCCUCAACUUGGAUUUCCGCCUGGCCCGCACCGAACUCUGCUGCGACCCCAACGAGCCCAUCCUUCCAUCCGCCAUCGUGGUCAACCUCCUGAGGAAGUACAUGAUGCCAGAGGCAAGCAUCAUCGUCACCACGCGCCCCUCUGCCGUGCGCCGGAUCCCCAGCAAGUUUGUGGGGCGCUACGUCGAGGUCUGCGGCUUUUCGGACACCAACCUUCAGAAGCUCUACUUCCAGAUGCGCCUGUGCCAGCCGGAAUGCAGCGGAGUCUCUGGCCCUGCCACGGCAGAGGAGUCCAGCGAGCGGGACAACCUGGUGGAGAUGCUUUCGAGGAAUCUGGAGCGGCACAACCAAAUCGCAGCCGCCUGCUUCCUGCCCUCCUACUGCUGGCUGGUUUGCACCACUUUGCACUUCCUUCACUUCACCCAGUCCGUGCCCCCCGCUCAGACCCUCACCGGCAUCUACACCAGCUUCCUGCGGCUCAAUUUCAGCGGAGAGGUGCUGGACAGCACCGACCCCUCCAACGUCUCCAUGAUGAAGUACGUGGCCAAGACGGUGGGCAAGCUGGCCUAUGAGGGGGUGAUGUCCCGGAAGACUUGCUUCUCGGAGGAAGACCUGCGCUGCUGCUUCGAGGUGGAGAUGAAGACGGAGAGCGAGCUCAACCUCCUGAAUGUCUUCCGGAGUGACGUCUUCCGCUUCUUCCUGACGCCCUCCGUCCAGCUGGGGAAAGAGCACACCUUCGUUUUCACCAUUCCAGCCAUGCAGGAGUACCUGGCAGCCCUCUAUGUGGUCCUGGGGGAGAAGAAGACCCUGGCACAGCGGGUAGGCAAGGAGGCCUCCGAGAUUAUUGGCAAAGUGAGCGAAGACGUGGCCCUGGUCAUCAGCCUCGUCUCCAAAGUCUUACCUCUGCGGAUCUUGCCACUGCUCUUCAGCCUCCUCAAGAUGUUCCCUCGCUACUUCAGCCGGUUCGGCAGCAAGGACCGCGACACCAUCGCCCGCACCAUGGCGGUGGAGAUGUUCAAGGAGGAAGACUACUUCAACGACGACGUGCUGGACCAGAUCAACUUCAGCAUCCUGGGGGUGGAGGGCCCCAUGCGUCACCCGGACGAGGCCUCGGACGACGAGGUCUUCGAACUGUUCCCCAUCUUCAUGGGUGGGCUGCUGUCACGCCGGAACCGGGCCAUCUUGGACCAGCUGGGCUGCCCCAUCAAGAACUUGGCGGCCUUUGAGAUCGCCAAGGCCAUGAAGAAGACCGUCAUCCGCAAUAGCCGUAAGGGCUUGCCGCCGUCUGAGCUCAUGGACUACCUCUUCUUCCUGCAUGAAUUCCAGAAUGAGCGCUUCACAGCUGAGGCCAUCCAGUCCUUGAGGACCAUCAGCCUCUCCUCCGUCAGGAUGACCCCCCUCAAAUGCUCUGUCCUGGCGUCUGUGGUGGGCGCCACCAGCCACGAGGUGGAGGAGCUGAACUUGGCCUCUUGCCACCUGGAUGUCAACAGUCUGAGGAUUCUCUUCCCGGUCUUGCUCCGAUGCAAGAAGCUUCACUUGCAGCUCAACAACUUGGGGCCAGAAGCUUGCAAGGAAAUCAGAGACCUGCUCUUGCACGACAAAUGCAUGGUGCACACCUUACGCCUUGCGGACAACCCCAUGAUGGAAGAGGGGGCCCGCUACCUCGCCGAAGGCCUCGCCGGCAACCGCUCUCUGCGCCACUUGUCGCUGCUGCACACCUCUUUGGGGAACCGGGGCGUGGAGGUGAUCACCCAGCACCUGGCUCAGAACCAGCACCUGGAGGAACUGGAUGUGGCCUACAACUCGGUGACUGACGAGACCGCGCUGGCCCUGGUGGAGGAGGCCAAGAGGCACACCAAGCUGAACAAAGUGCACUUGUACUUCAAUGAGAUCAGUGAGGAAGGGAAGCAUGCGCUGUUUGAGAUGCGCAAAGACCGCGACGGCAUCACCGUGCUCAUCUUCCUGACCAUGGGGGCCGACGUCUCCGAUUACUGGACCAUCAUCCUGAACGUGGUGCAGAAGAACCUGCCAGUCUGGGACCGCGACCGGGUACAGCAGCACCUCGGCCUGCUCUUGGAGGACCUGGAGUGCAGCCGCCGCCAGACAGCCAACCCCUGGAAGAAGGCCAAGUUCAUGCGGGUGGAGAACGAGGUCAAGAGGAUGCUGGGAAACAUCAAACAGGGGGACCUCUGAGGCUCCCGUUUCCCAGAACCUUCUGGGGAGCAGCAACUGAGCUGAGGGCAUCAGCUGGAGGGUGCGAAGGUACCGUGAAAAAUGGAGCGGGUUGUUCAUUUCUCUCUCCUGGGAUGAGCAAUAACCUUCACACCCUGCUGGUGGGCUGCUUGGAGGCAUCUAUUUGGGCCACUGCUGGAAGCAGGAUGUUGGACUAGAUGAACCUCUUGGUCUGACCCUGCAGGGAUCAUCUUGUGAAUCUGCCUUUCUCCUGCCAUUGUGAUGCAAAUGACAGACGUACAUACCAGUGAUUCAAGCGCUGAUUGAGUCGUCAGUCUUCCAUUCCUCAGGUGGACAGUUUGCCUUAAAAUAGUUUUGCUUAGGCUGUGUAUGUAUGUAUAUUUGUUUCAGCUUUCAUUUGCCACUUUACUUACCCGCCCCACCCUACAAAUCAAAAUAACAGUUCAAAGAACUGCUGGAGGGGUUAUGGUGGCAUAGACACCAGCCAAUCAGCACUGUGUACAGCUAUUCUGUCUAAACCGAAUACUGGAAUUAGGUAGGCAUUUGGGCUCUUCAAAUGAGGAAAAGACAUGUUUCAUUUAUUUAAAUGUAUAGUCUAGUCCAGGGAUAGGCUACCUUGGAUCUCCAGCUGUUGUUGAACUACAAGUUGUAGUUCAACAACAGGCACAGCUGGAAAGCCAAAGUUGCCUAACCCUGGUUGAAGGACAGGAAAUGGAGUGUAGGUAUAAAUGGAGAGUUUUCACAAUGGAGGGAAGUAAGAAGUGGGGUCCCCCAGGGAUCUGUACUGGGACCGGUGCUUUUUAAUUUAUUCAUAAAUGAUCUAGAAGUUUGGGGUAUGUAGUGAGGUGGUCAAAUUUGUAAUUGUUCAUACAAAUAAACUUUUUGUCAGUC